This is a messenger RNA of Acaromyces ingoldii, 747 nucleotides long. RefSeq lists its product as hypothetical. NCBI's taxonomy places the organism in Eukaryota, Fungi, Basidiomycota, Exobasidiomycetes, Exobasidiales, Cryptobasidiaceae. The record is from RefSeq and is a predicted model, not a curated record. The transcript is spliced from 2 exons. Bases 131 to 682 code for a protein of 183 amino acids.
CUAGAAAUUCGGUUCAAUCGAAAAGAAGGCGCUACUUGCUCAAGUCGCCUAGCCGAAGCUAAGUGGGGAGACGAAGGGAUAGACCAGGAUAGCUCAACAUCGCAUCCGUCCACCAUCACCGCCUAACAAUAUGGUGUCCAAGCUCGCCCUCGUCGCACUUGUCAGCACUGCAGCUGGUCUGUCGCUGGCCCAACAGUCUUCUCAGUCUACUUCGUCCUCUCCAUCGCCCUCUAGCUCAUCGUCUAGCUCCCAAGCCACCUCCUUGACGAUCGAGUACUACCCGGGUAUUCCCAACACGCUGGACGCAGAGCAGGUCUCUGCCUUCUCUCACGCAAGCCAACUCGCCACGAGCAUCAACCAGACGGCAGCUUUUGCACAGCCGUCGGUCUCGACUACCACUGACAUUCGCGAUAACGUCAUCUCUGCUGUCACAGCUUGCGCGUCUGGCUUCCUGGGCGUCCAGCAGCAGGGAUGCUGCCCCGGUGUCGUCCUGAGCGGGACCUGUUACCGCACAUCGACGGGAUCCCUGGCUUCUUACCAAACAUACUCGGGCUCGUACCUCUCCAAGAAUGAUAAGGACGGUGCUUUGGUCCUUGAACCGCCCAACCUCAAUACACAGAUGGCCUAUUUGGUCAUGUCUUCACUUGCCCUCUUCGCUUUGGGAGGCGCUGUCUUCCUCUAGGCUAUGUAUUGCUACCGUCAAUUGCAAAGAAAUGCUUGAAAUACACAUCUUGUCCUUCCUCUGUC